UGGUAGCUGAAGAUCAUUCAUUCAAACAGAAACUCCGUGCUUCAGCGCCCACGCACUUCGCCCGAGAUCACUACAAACAAAAUAUUUUUUGGGCCCCACCUUAAAGCUGACAGCACUCGUAACAAGCACAUUGUCAUUCUGUUGUCUAAAUUUGUUCUACAGUGGUUCAACUAAGCUCCUCUGUCGUCAGGUUUUCUAGAACUUAUCACUGGACUGUUAUAGAAGAGUUGGAAUACUUCAGUGAUUUUGGGAGAUGCUGAAAUGGACGAAGUAUGGGCGUAACCGAGACGAGGAAAAAAGGGUAGACAGGAUUUACGAAAACUCUCAGCAGCAGUUGGAUAGAAAGCAAGUUUCCUUCUCGGAAGAUUCAAUAGCGGCAGAUACAGAUAGCGGAUGUUGGGUAGACAGACAAGGAGAGGGUCAUGUGUCGUCUGCCACUUGUACAGGAAGUCCGUCAUUUGAUGUAAUCGAUUACACGUGUACGUCUGUCGCAGACAUUAGCAAGGGCGAGUCUGAAGGAAAACUACCGCCUUUACCCAGAUCUGACUUUCCGUCGGCCCAUCAGUCGACUUCAUCGUCAUUAAAACACUCCCUGUCAUCACCCGUGCCAAUUAUAGUGGUGCAAGAUUGUUCGGGUGAUUCUUUAACCAACAGUCGAAUUUUAUCAAAAUCUUCGUGUGAAAUUCUUGGAUUACAAACUGCAGCAUUACCAAAGCAACCAGUGAUACCAUUACUGCCAAGUGACUCCAAAAUGGCAUCAGAACUACCUGACGUCACUUCCUCUUCUGUCUCAAACUCAAACCCGGAAGAGGAAAUUAUUGGACCCGAGUUGCCAUGGGAAAAUGAGAGACUAAGCGUGCGUGAACUGGCAGACAAGGAUGUUCUUCCGUGCGUGGCAAGCUUCUUCCCUGACCAUAGCGGGCCAGAUUCAGAAGGUCAAGGUCUGAGCCCGGGUCUACGUCUUUAUGCACGUCAGCCAGUUCUGCUUCAUGAGAGAGCAAAGAGUCGACAAGCGAAGGCCAGGACUAUUUAUCGUGAUAAAGGCGGUGCUUACUACGAAGUUGGGCAGACAUUGAUUAUUCCAGAUAGUUAUAAAGGUUGGUUCGAGAUAGUCCCCUCAGACUUCAGUCGUUCUACAUGCUUCCAGACCAUCGAAGAAGUCGCCAAGACCAUGCCCUCUAGAUUUUUCAGCAGGUCACACAUCACAGCAAUCAGAAUCGAGGGUGAAGGAGACAGUCAGAAAUACCUGGAAAGGAGAGUUCGUGCUGGGUCGGUGCUUGAAACUAAAGGGUUGUUCACGGCGAAAUGGAAGACACAGGCUGUGACGGGCAUGCUACGCAAGAAGACGACAGAGUGGCUACUGCAAGAGGUCACCUACCUCAAGUGUCUGGACAAGGAGGAAGUCGAAAUACUCGUGCCUCUCUCACAUAGGGGGAAAUUCAACGCCAUCUACAAGCGAGGUCAGAUCUCCCAGAACGCUGUAUACUCCAUGAAAGAUGUACUCAGUGACCUUACUUUGCCUGUCAAAGUGCGGCUGCUCUAUGGAAAAGCGCCUGUUGUACCAUGUAUUUUCACGGGCAUGAUGAUCCUCCGAGAUGCUAAAAUAGGGGAGUCAGUCGUAGGCAGCACAAUUCUCAACUCCCGGAAUGUCCUCUUUGAAUUGCCCCUGGGCGCUCCGAUUAAGAUAAGGUUGGCAACCAAUGACGAAGCCUUACAGGAAAUGACGUCAUACAAGGAUGGACAAAAGCUGUGCAGGAAGUACGCCCACAUGUACGGAUCCAUGAUUAAACUCUCCCCCGACCUUGACACUAAUCAAAAGACCAUUAUGCACGUGCCUACUGACCCGUCCCUCCUGGAGCAAGCAGAUGAAGCCCUGCGUGCCCUUGACCUUAUUACAGACAUCAGUUUGACGGGAGAACCCGAAGAUCAUCUCUUGGAUUCUGCUUCUGAUUCGGCAUCGACGGGCAGCGCAGAGCCUUCUGUUGUUCCUAAGGGGGGAACUCUGGCUGAGCUCAGCGAAUAUCGCAGUCGCGAGUCACAGACACACGUGUAAACUUAUGUGAUAAGCUGAAUUAAAACUGAGUGGUGCUUGUUUGAGAACAUAAAUCAUAUUGUUAAAAAUAAAUUGUGACCUUCCCUUCCCCCAACCCAAUUCUUAAAUCAAGUUAAGAGUGUUUGUCGAUAAUGCUUUAACGGCGUCCCAAUUGUGAGCCUACAGAGAAUAGAGACUUCUAAUACGGGGUGCCCACUACGGACGGGAUCGGCCCGAUCCAGCUGUAGUGGGCACCUCGUAUAAUGUCCAUUGUAGGUGAAGUAAGUUUCGAAUGGAGAGUUCAAGUAUAUUUGUUUUACCCAUAACUUUUUUUGUGUACACUCUUUGGCCUUCUUUGAACUUCAACCAUGAGGGGAGAAUAGACAGUAAAACGUAGCAGUACUACUUAAGAGUUCACAUGUGCCUUUAUUCUGUACUUACAAGGUCGCUUAUUGUACAUACGAAAAAUGCAGAUGGGGAUUUGUCCUGGAAUCAAUGUUUUCAAAUUGCAUGUGCUCUCUGCAAUGUCCACCGUUACUCCUGUUGAUAUCACUCUGGACUACACUGUCGGUUUGCUCUGCUUAAAACCCCUAUCAGGAUAUUCCAGAAUGUGUGUCAUUUUCGGAAAUUUUCAUUGCUCUCCACAUCACAUACUUGGCUCAGCCCUAUUGGCUGUUGGAGUUACACGUGACUUUGGGUCCCAACUCUGACGUACCUUUGCAGUGUUGAAAAGGGACCUAAAACCCCUACCAUUAUUAUCAUACUAUGGUUCCAUUGAAGUUAACAAUACAGCUGAGGCGCCCAUUCAACAGAAGAACCGGUUGAUGACCCUGUAGUUAGUGGACGCCAUAUCUCAGAGAAAGUGCGUCAGACAAAAGGAAUCAUCUUAGACGGAUGAUUGGCGGGAUGUCUCCUUGAGCAAGGCAAGUUGAUCACCGCUCAUACUCAGGGUGCUGCACUGCUGAGCAUAGAAAUGGCUUGUUAUUGUUUGAAAUCUUUACGUUGUAUGAUGGUGUGUACAAAAAUAUUGAUUGUAGGUUGUCAUUAUAAAGGCAUUAGUCACUGAAUAUCAAGUACCCGG
Molecule: messenger RNA, 3113 nt
Organism: Aplysia californica (California sea hare)
Lineage: Eukaryota; Metazoa; Mollusca; Gastropoda; Aplysiida; Aplysiidae
Exons: 7
Coding region: 254-2053 (599 amino acids)
Source: RefSeq, a predicted model, not a curated record